Molecule: messenger RNA, 2533 nt
Organism: Arachis ipaensis
Lineage: Eukaryota; Viridiplantae; Streptophyta; Magnoliopsida; Fabales; Fabaceae
Product: 3-ketoacyl-CoA synthase 4
Biological process (GO): fatty acid biosynthetic process
Cellular component (GO): membrane
Molecular function (GO): acyltransferase activity, transferring groups other than amino-acyl groups
Source: RefSeq, a predicted model, not a curated record
GUGACAGAGAUAAAAAUAUUUAGAUAAAUAAAUAGCUAAAUAAAUGUAGAUAGAAUAACAAAAUGAGAACAUAAUAAAAUUAGAAUAACGUCUUGUUUGGCCGAACGGAUCGGGUUGGUAAGAUGAGCGAGAUGGGAGAAAUCUGGAUUUGGCUAUUGGUGAAAGAGUGGAUUUCCCGAGUCUGUGCCAAAGGGUGAAGAGCUGGAGUCUCACGAUCUCCCAAGCUGUUGUGGUGUAAGGGGGGAGUCACUUGCAAAAAGGAUUCCGACGCCCAAGUCAAAAUUCGUACAGAUGACAGUAGAGAUGAGUGGAUAGUGACGUACCAUGGGGGAGGGAUAGGACCCUCCCCUUAUAUACUCUGCUCCUAGAGCGGAUCCCACGGGGUCAGAUCUACCUUCCAGGAAGUUUCCCUCUCCAGCUGUCAUGUGCCUUGCUGAAGGAGAGGGAAUAUUCGGGUGUUCCCCUUGGUUCGGGUCUCACGUUCUCGCCGGGUUGGCCGCCCGGACCGGAGCGACGCGCUAGCUGGCCCGAACCGAAACACAUCUAUUAUUAAAAAGAUGACAAAAUCUCGUUUUAGGUAGUUUAGACUCAUGAAGAGAAGAUUAGCAUAGCAGAAUAUUCAAUUAGAAAGGUGAAUCAGAUAGAAAAUAAACAUAUGAAAAAAAGUAAAAAAUCCUAAGAAGACUAUAAUCUCAUUGUAAAUAUGAUAUAUAAUAAGACGUAAUGACAUCAUUAGAUCCAUAUAAUUGAUUUUAUCUAGCAGAAUAAGUCUUUUGUUUUGUUGUUGCCGGUUGUUAUACUAAAUCUUUCCUGGGAAAAAGGGUUUAAGAAAAUUGAAAUUAGCAAAAAGAUAAUAAUAAAAACAUUCCUUACCACCAACCUCGAUUAUUAAGUGCAUGGAACCACUAUUUAAGUUUCUUGUUUCAGAGUAUUAUUUCAUGUGUUGGUUACAAAGAAUUUGGAAUCAUUACUAAUACAAAACAACUGAGUCUUAAACAUUGUUCUUUCUUUUCUUUACCUCUUUGCACAUCACACUCAAUAAUUCCCUUCCUAUUAUUUGUUUUGCAUUCCAAAGAUGAGUAUCACCAAUGACCAAGGUGUCAACCUCAAGCAUGUCAAACUAGGCUACAACUACUUGAUCAACAACCUUUUCACCUUGUGCUUUGUCCCCUUGAUCAUUGUAACUUCAGUCCAUUUAUCCCAAACUGAUCUCAAUGAUCUCCACCAUGUUUGGCUCCACCUCAAAUUCAAUCUCAUCACCAUCCUAAUUUGCUUUGCUUUCAUUGUCUUUGGACUUACCCGCUACAUUCUCACUCAAUCUCACCCUGUCUACCUCGUUGAUUUCGCUUGUUUUCGCCCUGCUGACCACCUCAAGGUCCCACUCCAUUACUUCAUGGAGCAUUCUCGGCUCACGGGGGAUUUUGACGAGUCCUCCCUCGAGUUCCAGCGCAAGAUUCUCAUGCGCUCAGGACUCGGGGAUGAGACUUAUGCCCCCGAGGCCAUGCAUUUAAUACCUCCUCGACCUUCUCUGGCUGCAGCUAGAGCUGAGGCCGAGGAGGUAAUGUUUGGUGCUUUGGACAAUCUUUUCCAAAACACCAAACUUAAGCCUAAGGAUAUUGGCAUUCUUGUGGUGAAUUGUAGUGUGUUUAGCCCCACACCUUCACUCUCUGCCAUGAUUGUUAACAAAUAUAAGUUAAGGGGUAACAUUAAGAGCUUUAAUUUGGGGGGAAUGGGGUGCAGUGCUGGGAUUACAGCUGUUGAUCUUGCCAAAGACUUGUUGCAAGUUCAUAGGAAUACAUAUGCUGUUGUUCUUAGCACUGAAAUCAUUACUCAGAAUUGGUAUUCAGGGAACAAGAAAUCCAUGCUCAUACCCAAUUGCUUGUUUCGUGUCGGCUGCGCGGCCUUGCUGCUGUCAAAUAAGUCUGUUGACAGAAGAAGAGCAAAGUACAGGCUUGUUCAUGCCGUGAGGACUCAUCUAGGGGCCGACGACAAGGCCUUCCGGUGUCUCUAUCAAGAACAGGACGAAGCCGGGAAGACCAGCAUUUCCUUGUCUAAGAAUUUAAUGGAUAUUGCAGGCAAUGCUCUUAAGACAAACAUCACCAGUCUUGGUCCUUUGGUGCUCCCAAUUAAUGAGCAGCUUCUGUUUUUUGCCACAUUGGUGAUGAGGAAGUUGUUUAAGGCUGAUGUGAAGGCUUAUAUACCGGAUUUCAAGCUUGCUUUUGAUCAUUUUUGCAUACAUGCUGGUGGCAGGGCAGUGAUUGAUGAGUUGGAGAAGAAUCUCCAGCUUCUUCCUUGCCAAGUUGAGGCUUCUAGGAUGACACUUCACCGGUUUGGAAACACUUCGUCUAGCACGAUUUGGUAUGAGCUGGCAUAUAUAGAAGCCAAAGGGAGGAUGAGAAGGGGAAACAAGGUAUGGCAAAUUGCAUUUGGAAGUGGGUUUAAAUGUAACAGUGCAGUUUGGGAAGCACUUCAGAAUGUGAAGCCUUCUCCUAAUGGACCAUGGGAAGAUUGCAUUCAUAAGUAUCCUGUGGAA